UUAUUGAAUUUUUGUUUUGAUACAUUCAGAUAAAAUAGCUCAAAAGUCGUGUUGUGACAUAUGUUAAUGUUCAUUGAAAAAUAUUUGAUUACUUUAAGUGAGGGCUAAGAUUGUUCUGAGUGAGAAAGGAGUCGGUGUAUAGUUUAGAUUGUACUGUAUAUUUGGCGGUAAAAACAAGAUGGCCGCAAAGCUCAAGAGUGCGAUUGUGUCUGCUUUCAAGAUGCAUGGUCUCACUCUCCGAAGUGAGGCCAGUUUAUACUUGAUAGAUGUUUUGGCCCCUGUCGACCAGAAGGAGAGAGAUCAAUGGGUUGACAAAAUCAUUGAAAUUAUACAGAAACAGUCGUUGACAUCAUCUAUGAUUGACAGGGGAGUGUGCGAACUGGCUGUGCAGGAAUGCAAUGCGGAACAGGAGGAUGAUAGUGACACUAUUUUCAACGUAAUAGAUGCGUUUUCCGUGCCCAGAUUUUCUUAUGUGAAAGAACGCAAGAAGUUUCUAGCGGAUUCCACCUUGGAGAAACCCCUUCCUAAGUUGCAUGGAUCAGCUUCUGAUAAAGCCAAUAUGUUUCGAGACCGCUACACUAUUUUGCACCAGAGAACGCUGAGACAUGAUCUCUUCACACCUCCUGCUCUGGGGUCAACUGAAACAGAAAGCAAUAAAUUUCAGUUGAAACCGAUAGAGUACCUGGUGGGGAGCACAGCCAAACUGAAGAAUGUCCUGGUGCUGGGCAUGCUGGCUCAACUGAAAGAGGGCAAGUGGUUUUUAGAAGAUCCGACAGGAAAUGUGAGGCUUGAUUUUACUUCAGCAAGCUUUCAGCCAGGACUUUUCACAGAGAACUCAUUUGUCCUAGCUGAAGGAUGGUAUGAAGACAGUGUUUUUCACAUAGAAGCGUUUGGUCUUCCUCCUCCAGAACUGGCAGAGACUACCAGGUCUUACUUUGGGAACAUCAACUUUUUUGGAGGUCCGUCCUCCAUACAAGUGAAAGCGUCUGCUCGGCUGGCACAGAUUGAAGCAGAUAAUACAGAUGCCAUGUUUGUGCUGCUCUCUGAUGUUUGGCUUGACAACAGCAGGAUCAUGGAAAAACUUGACCUGAUGUUCAAAGGAUAUGCCGAUUACCCACCCACAGCUUUUAUUUUCUGUGGGAACUUUCUGUCAUCUGCGAAGGUACUGAGUCAUGCGAAGACACUUCAAGAAUGUUUUAAAGACCUUGGAAAUAUGCUGUCAAAUUAUCCGAACCUGAUAAGCAACAGUCGUAUGAUCUUUGUUCCCGGCCCCAAUGAUCCAGGUCAUUCCACCAUACUGCCAAGACCCACCAUUCCUAAUGUUAUCACAGAGGCUUUCAGAAAGAAAGUGCCGGACGCCAUUUUCACCUCCAAUCCCUGCCGUAUUCAAUACUGUACUCAGGAAAUUAUCAUCUUUAGAGAGGAUAUUGUUACAAAGAUGUGCAGAAAUUGUGUGAAAUUUCCAUCUGAUGGCAAUGUGCCCACACAUUUUGCCAAGUCUUUGAUCAGUCAAGCCCACCUGUGCCCUUUGCCACUACACGUUAGUCCCAUCUACUGGGCUCACGACUGCAGCCUUCGGCUUUACCCCUUACCUGAUAUGAUUGUCACUGCCGAUAAAUUUGAUCCCUUCACGACCAACGCUGCCUCCACAACUGUGAUAAAUCCUGGUUCCUUUCUGCGAACAGACUUUGGCUUCAAGGUUUACUACCCAGCGAGCAGAGAGGUUCAGGACAGCCAGGUGCUGGAGAAUCUGGACAGAUCGAUCAACGGACCAGCCUCUCAGUCUCAGUCCAUGGACUUGACAGAACCGUCACAGCCCACUGCUGGCACGGCCACUCUGGACGCGUACUUUGCUGAAGCUUCGCAGUCUUGACUCGACUAGUAUUAUAGCCUAUUUAUUGUGUGUAUGUCUUUGUGGUAGUAGCUUGUGUGGGCAGUUUUGUUGAAAGGGGGGGGGGGGGAUGUUGUGAUGGUAUGUUAACCUGUGUAUACUGGUGUAAGUGGUAUGAUGGCUAAGCUCUUCGCCAUUGCUUGCAGAGGAUGAGUUCAAUUUCAGAGUAUAGAAGUUUUUUAUAUAUAUAUAUAUAGGAUUAAGAUCUUGAUUUGCUUAUGUGUGUUUCAUCUCUUUUUAGCCUGGAUUAGCCCUAAAUGGGGAAUUUAAGCAGCUUUAUGUAUGGUCUGUAUCGUGCCAAUGGAGCAUUAAACAUUUGCAAUUGAAAAAAGAUAACCCCUGUAAAUUUUUGGGGGAAAUUAUUUAUACUUUUGGAUAAUUGUGAAGGGGGCAAGAUUGUGCUAGUGCAGAAUUAUCUGCAUUUUUAUUAGCACAGUUACUUCUUCUUUGUAUGGUCUGGGAUUGACUGAUGUUUGACACUCCCGUAAUUUGGGUUAACCAAUAAAGAAAAAUUAAAGAGAUAUCAGGCUAUAGAAAAUUGUACAAGCUAUCCAUGAUUUCGAGUUUUGGACUGUAUUAGUAUUAUGAUUUAGAAGAGUACAAGUUCAAAGAAUUUUUUAACUCGUCUUUGAUUUUGUCAGAGGCUUUGUGUGUCUGAGUGUGUGUAUGUGUUGCCCACUGAGAGUUUGACGAUCAGGCUGGGGAGAACUGCUGCAUGCUGUGUAUAUAUUCGUUCAACUUGUCCCCCUCAAGUAUGUUGUCAUUGAGUACAACAAAGACUCACAUAGCUUACCCUACGCAUUGGCAGCUUUGGAGUCCCCAUCGAGUUGGGGGUUGAUCAUAAAUACCUGUGCAGGUCCUCACUGCAAGUGUCGUAAAACAAAAGUUCUCAUUGCAGAUGCAGUGAUGUCCUUCUGAUUGUUGUCUUCAUUCUGCACACCACUUGUUCUAGACUUCAAAGGGAUUACCUAAUGUGUGGUCAAUUACAUACUUUGCCAAAUUUUCACAAAAUUUUGCUUGCAUUCUCUAGCAUCUUCCUGUAAGUGUUCUAUCAUAAACUCUCUGCCUUCAUAUCAGUAGCUAGAGGGAUGGAUAUAUGUGAAUAAACACAUUUUACACUAGCAAAAGGUCAUAAAUCCUGCUAAUAAUGGGAAUGGCACACAUGACUGUCUGUGAUAAGGAGUGCCUGGUGGUGCGUUGUCUCAUUUUUUUCCUUGACACUAUGCUCCCCUGUCCUCCUGCUGGGUUAUGCAGGCCUUUUUUUGUGUUUUGGUAUAGAUCUAUUUGUGAUUAGUGGUAUUAAAUUCUUUCAAAAACAGAAAUGAAGACUUCUGCUUCGAGCUGCUCUCCUUUCCUAUUUAAGCCUAUCUCUUCAACAUCACUUUCCU
Messenger RNA from Aplysia californica (California sea hare), 3279 nucleotides. RefSeq names its product DNA polymerase epsilon subunit 2. NCBI's taxonomy places the organism in Eukaryota, Metazoa, Mollusca, Gastropoda, Aplysiida, Aplysiidae. The transcript is spliced from 15 exons. Gene Ontology annotation, biological process: error-prone translesion synthesis; DNA-templated DNA replication. Gene Ontology annotation, molecular function: DNA binding. The record is from RefSeq and is a predicted model, not a curated record. Gene Ontology annotation, cellular component: epsilon DNA polymerase complex. The coding region runs from base 179 to 1873 and encodes 564 amino acids.